GUGGAGGUGGGUGGUGGAGGCCCCCAGAAGCCAUGUACGUAAUGUUUACUACCUGAAGUUUGUAUAUAAUGAACUCCAUAUGGCCAAUAUUCUGAGAUGGAGAUGGUACCUAAAUACAACAAAAUAAAAACAAUACACAAUGGUGCUACACGACGAAUACAAAGGCUCUCUCAAUAGUCCUGCUCCAAGUAGCAGUGAAGAUACUAAUCAAAGAGCAGCUGCUAACCUAGAUGACCCUUCAAAGAUUUAUUCAUUCAUGGGCCAAAGUGGUAAAACAUUAUCAUGGUUUGUUUCUGUUAUUGCAGGUGUUGGGUUCUUGUUAUUUGGUUAUGAUCAAGGUGUUAUGGGUUCGUUAUUAACCCAAGAUACAUUCAGACACACAUUCCCAGAAAUUGAUACUGUUGAUGAUGGUUCAAAAUCAACUUAUCAAGGGUUUGUUGUUGCCGUUUAUGAAGUUGGUUGUCUUGUUGGUGCCCUUUUCACAAUGUGGUAUGGUGAUAAAGUUGGUCGUAGAAAGACAAUUUUCACUGGUUGUUGCGUUAUGAUUGUUGGUGCUAUUAUUCAAGCUGCUGCGUAUUCAACUGGUCAAUUGAUUGCUGGUCGUAUCAUUGCAGGUUUAGGAAAUGGUAUGAAUACUUCCACGGUUCCUGUUUGGCAAUCUGAAUGUGCUAAACCUGAUCAAAGAGGGAAACUAGUUAUGAUUCAAGGUUCGUUAAUUGCAUGUGGUAUCAUGAUUUCUUAUUGGAUUGAUUUCGCAUUCUAUUUUAUCCAUUGGAGUUCUGCAAGUUGGAGAUUCCCAAUCGCAUUCCAAAUUAUCUUCCCAGUGAUUAUUGUUCCAGUUAUUUUAAAAUUACCAGAAUCUCCAAGAUGGUUAUUAAAAGUUGGUAAAGUUCAAGAUGCAAUUAAAGUGUUCUCAGCCUUGGAAGGUGUCCCUGCAAAUGAUCCUUAUGUUCAACGUGAAUUGGAAGAAGUUGAAACCGCUAUUGCUAAAGAGGAAACAGGACCAAAUGUCACUACGAAAAGAAAGUUUAGAGAAUUGUUUAGACAAGGUCCACAAAGAAAUUUCCAUAGAGUGUGUCUUGCAUUCUGGAAUCAAGUUUUCCAACAAAUUACAGGUAUUAAUUUAAUCACUUAUUACGCAGGUACAAUUUUCCAACAAUAUAUUGGUAUGAGUCCUUUAAAUUCAAGAAUCUUGGCUGCGUGUAAUGGUACUGAAUAUUUCAUGGCUUCAUGGUUAGCAUUCUUCACAAUUGAACAUUUUGGUAGAAGAAAAUUGAUGAUUUUUGGUGCAUUGGGACAAGCUUUCACAAUGGCUAUAUUAACAGGUACUAAUUGGGCAGCAGAUCCAGCAAAUAAAGACAAUUCGGGUGCAGGUAUUGCAGCUGCUGUGUUCCUUUUCGUUUUCAAUUCUUUCUUUGCAGUUGGUUGGUUAGGUAUGACUUGGUUAUACCCUGCAGAGAUUACCCCUUUGAGUAUCCGUGGUAUGACUAAUGGGUUAAGUACUGCUGCUAAUUGGGCUUUUAAUUUCAUGGUUGUUAUGAUUACUCCAGUGGCUUUUGAAAAUAUUGGUGCUUAUACUUAUACCAUCUUUGCAGCUAUCAAUUUAUGUUUAGUUCCUGCUGUUUUUUUCUUAUAUCCUGAAACUUCUGGAAGAACUUUAGAAGAAAUGGAUGUUAUUUUUGAAAUGUCUGAUCCUUGGAAACCAUGGGAAGCUGUUCAUAAUGCAAAUACAUUACCUCAUGAAUAUAAGAAUGGUCAAUUCAUGGAUGUUGAAAAAGCUGAAGCUUCUCAUACUGAAAAUGUUGGUGUUUUCCAAGAAAAUCAUUCGUCUGUAUAAAUAAUUGUAAUGGC
Hansenula anomala is the source of this 1851-nucleotide messenger RNA. Its product is annotated as sugar porter family MFS transporter. Gene Ontology annotation, molecular function: carbohydrate:proton symporter activity. Gene Ontology annotation, biological process: transmembrane transport; carbohydrate transport. The record is from RefSeq and is a predicted model, not a curated record. The transcript has a single exon. The coding region runs from base 140 to 1837 and encodes 565 amino acids. Gene Ontology annotation, cellular component: membrane. NCBI's taxonomy places the organism in Eukaryota, Fungi, Ascomycota, Saccharomycetes, Phaffomycetales, Wickerhamomycetaceae.